AACCCGCCUGACGCACAGACAUCGAUCUCAUCUUUCCCAUUCAAAAACAGGUCUUCAAGUUGUAGUUGCCUGAAAAAGAUAAAUCAAGAGCCCGUUUUUUUGUUGAGACAUUACCCUACGACGAGUUUUUUUAUCACAGAGGUGAAAAAAUAUUCACAAGGACGAUCAAUUUCUGCAACGAACUGAGAAGUUGUCCCAUCGCAUCUGCUAAGCACUCAGCUACACGCAAAAAUAUUCUGACCAGUACUAUGUCGGAGGCAGCAACAGCACAACCGGGAUCUACUUCCGGAAAAAGCACCGAAGAGCAGAAGAUGGCCGCGCCAUCAAGCGCAAGCUCGCGUCCUGCCCCGCCGAGCAAAACAACUUCUACGGAGUUGCUGAGCCUGGAGAAAGCCAUCUCGGAGUCUGGCCUCGGAAGUGCACAGCUUAAAUCGAUUUCGCAGAAGUUGCUCCUCGAGGAUAUUGCCGUUCGAAAAGAUGACCACGUCGAUAAAAAAGCGGCAGAGAAGACCAUACUGAAAAAUCCAGCGACACUUGUUUCUUCAAACGACGUCGAGCAAAGCCAUUCCACGCCCAGCAGCCCCGCGGCGAAGCGGAGGAAACCCUGGAUGCAGAUGAAGAGCGAUGCGGUAUCCGGAGGUGACAGCACAAGCGGUAGCAAACAGAAAAACGAACCUGUCGAAUCCGACGAGUUCCUGACUUCGAUGAGCAAAUUGCAGAGCUUCCUGGCCACGCACGGAAAGGACCCCCUGGCGGGCCUGCCGCCGGCGGGGAGCGCCGCUGCGAAACAGGAGGCGGUACAGAUCGAGGCGCAGGAUCAGGAGGGAAGUGGUGGUUUAAAUGGCGGCCUUCUGGCGGGUGGCGUAAGUGGAUUGCUGAAUCAGGCAGGGGGAUCUUCUCUGUCAACUUCCCUGUUGGACCCCUCGGCGAUCACGGUUAUGAGCGACAACGAGGAUGACGACUCCUCUUCCGACGAGGCAGCCUCGACUGCCAGCCACACGCCGUCGUCGGGAAAAGACGCCGAAACAGCAGCUCCAGCUGGAAACCAGGCAUCCGCACCAGCCACGGAACUUGAUCAACCGGCAGCUACUUCUACGGAGUCGCAGGGACAAGAGCCGCAAGCUAAGCCAGUUGAAGAACCGCCAGCGGCGACUUCUGGGGAAAAAAACGAAAAUGAAGAUGAAGUCGAGCAGGAAACUGACGACGAUGAGAGCUGCCCGAUGGUAGAGAUGCAAUUGGGAUUGGGUGUUUUUGACGUGCACGGCAGCGUUCCGCUUGGUAUGCAAGUGCCGGAAAUCGUCGUGAAGCCUCCACCGGAGGAGGGCGGCGGGGAGAUCCGGCUGUCAUGAUCGCGCGAAAAGUUGUGAACCUCAAGAUGAACAAAGGACCGCUGCGGCUAUUCGAUUGAUGGUCUUUUUAUUCGAUUCGACAACAUCUAUCAUAAGAAAAUGAAAAAUGCUUAGAAAGUCGGAACCACUGGAGGGACGUCGAUGGAAAAAAUUUUUCUACUUGACGCCUCUUUGUGAAACCCAAGACCAUGCUGGCGAGCUGACGGCGCAGCGACAGCACAGUAGCUGCUGCAUGCAUUGUCGUGCUCGAUACGAGACCUUUCUUGCAUAAGUAUACUUCUGCGCAACUACCCUCUUGAUGACUACGAAAGAAAAU
Molecule: messenger RNA, 1665 nt
Organism: Amoebophrya sp. A120
Lineage: Eukaryota; Dinophyceae; Syndiniales; Amoebophryaceae
Source: the annotation of a GenBank genome assembly